Molecule: messenger RNA, 1548 nt
Organism: Staurois parvus
Lineage: Eukaryota; Metazoa; Chordata; Amphibia; Anura; Ranidae
Source: the annotation of a GenBank genome assembly
UGCGCUCUGCAAAAUUCAGAGGAAGAUGAUGAAGACAGCAGGGACUCUGUGUCCCAGACUGGCUUGUAUGAAGAAUGUGCGGAGUCACUUCACCAGUUGGCCGACAAGCUUCCUGCACCAGGGAAAGCAUUGGUGGAUAUCCUACUGAUCUCUCCAGAUGUUCCAAAGUUGAAGGAGUGUUUACUUGCACUGGGGGCAAUCAAACACCUGAGAGAAUGGCAUGCGGCCAAGAUAACGAUUGUGACCAGAGAAAAUAAGGGGUGGCACAAGAUAUCGAAUUACCUUUCUGCUUCUAUAGUUGCCCCUGAAUGUCUUAGGAAUUCAGUUGAUCCACAAGAGUUAUGGAGAGGCUCUACUGAAAUAUAUGAGCGUAAGCUUAGUUCAGAAGUAGAAUUUCCAGAUUUUUGUCUGAGAUCUUCUUGUGAUGUUGUUACCCCAUCACAUUUCCUGAGACACAGCAGUAUGAUAAAUCGCCAUAAGGACAAGAAUUUUGUACUACCUGAGGUCUUCCAUUACUAUGGCACAUCAUUGCAGUUUGUACAAAUGGUGGAGAUGUCAGAACUUCCAAAAUAUUUCAUAUCGGACCAUGUAUAUGAACUGUGUCUGACAAGAAAUUCACUGCAAGGAAAAUCUAAGCUGAUGCUGGAUCAGUUGUGCUCAUUGAAUGACAAGGUCGGGGCUGUACUUCUGCUGUCAUGUAAUGUGUGCAGUCUUCCUCUACCUCCUGAGUCACAGCGUAGUUCAAGGAAGUGGAAGGAGUACAUGUCCAGGAAGCCAAAAGACAUCAAAGUUCCAGGGAUUAAGCUUAAAGGGGAGUAUUGCAGUUACUACUUCUUAGUCCAAGGUUUAAAAAAUGGAGCGUGCAAGGCAACCAUGCUUCACUCUGCCAAUCAGAUCAAUGGAGCUGCCUCGCUUGUUUUGCUGCAUCAACGACUGCAUGAUGGGCCCAAGACAGGCAAUCCAGAUUGCAGCACACUGAGCAAUCUACCUCUUUUGGAUGGUGAUCAGGUUUUGAUGAGGGAGAGGGCUCUGGCCCAUGCUCGGGCCUUAGUGUUGGAGGAAUUUUUCAAGAGAAAAGAUGGUGCGCAACCGCUUGCCCCUGCAAAUGUUAACUCAUUGAAGACUUUGUUUAAACUGACUCGAGAUGCAGUUUUCAGAAUUUAUGAAAGCAAGUUGCCCAGUGACAAGCAGGAUGAAAAACCCAACAGCUCCGGAGCUGUCCCUGCUGAAUAUCAAACAGCCUUGCUGAAUCCAUCUGACUGGCCAGAGAGAAAUGUACUUCAAAAUCUGGAAAACUUUGAGAAAAUGCAGCAGAGAAUCCGGGCAUCUAUGCUAUCCAGCUCAGCAGACCACUUACUGGGCCGAAAGGACAAUCAAAAGGAAGGCCUGACACUGCUGGAUGCCAAGGAAUUACUGAAAUACUUCACUCCGCAAGGGCUAGCAAUUGGAGAGCUCCAACCCUUGCCGGUCCAGAGAGGAGAUAAUGUCUUCCUACUAACACCCCAACUUACCCCACGAAAAUUAAGUGGCCUGCCUUUUGAAAAAGCC